This is a messenger RNA of Chilo suppressalis (striped riceborer), 3985 nucleotides long. Lineage: Eukaryota; Metazoa; Arthropoda; Insecta; Lepidoptera; Crambidae. The record is from the annotation of a GenBank genome assembly.
AUUCCAUUCAUGUUUGAUUCCGAUUGGUUUGGUUGGUGUUUGUAAUAAAAAUAAUUUUAUUUGUCAGACAGCGUCUAUCAAGAUUAUGUAUCUCUAAUUAGAUUCAUGUAGGUUCGUAAAAGCUACUUUGUUUUAGCUAGUAAUUAUUUUAAUAUUUUUUAAGAUACCGUAGUAGGAAAGCAAUGGAUUUGGAAGACAAUGCUUUGGGCUUGACCCAAGAACAAACAGACAAAAUUUUACAAUUCCAAGAUUUAACCGGCAUAGAAGACAUGUCUAUAUGUAGAGAUGUUUUGCAGAGACACCAAUGGGAUUUAGAGGUAGCAAUACAGGAACAGUUGAAUAUAAGGGAAGGACGUCCAUCUGUUUUUGCAACAGAAGCUCGUGCACCACCAGUAGUGCAUGACCAUAUAGCACAGCAAGUAUUCACAGAUGAGUCAGCAGAUGGACCAUCGGGUGGCAUGCGAGGCCUUCUACGAUAUGUCGUUAACUUAGUGGUAUCCAUGUGUUACAACACCAUAUCAUCAGUUCUAAAUGUUUUGCUGAGCUUCAUACGAAAUGAUGAUAGAAGAUUGGUGACUGAUCCUCUAGGGGAUGUGAUGGGCUUCAUAGUUAACUAUCAAUCAAGGUUUAAUCCUCACCCUGUAUUCUACCAGGGUACAUAUGCACAGGCUCUUAAUGAUGCCAAGAAUGAACUUAGGUUCCUUAUUGUAUAUCUCCAUUCGGAAUCAGCAACAGAAACACAAAACUUUUGCAGAACAACACUUGCUGAUCCUGAAGUGAUCCAAUUCAUAAACACUCACGCCCUGUUCUGGGGCUGUUCAGUGGACACAUCAGAAGGAUGGCGCGUAGCUCAGUCUGUGGGUGGACGGCGGUACCCUCUGCUGUGCGUUGUGUGUGUUCGCGAGCACAGAAUGACUGUGGUGGCUCGUAGUGAGGGAGCUUGCUCACCGACGCAGCUGUUACAGCGUCUGCGACACGUCGUGGCCGAUAACGAGGCUCAUCUUGCUGCUGCAAGAGCUGAUAGGGUGGAGCGUGAGGUGACGGCUCGCCUGAGAGCUUCACAAGACGAAGCGUAUGCAGAAUCAUUAGCAGCGGACCAAGAGAAGGAAAGGCGCCGAGCGGCAGAACGAGCAGCUAUCCAACAACAACAUAACGAAGAAGUCCGCAGGAAAGAACUCGAGGAAAAGCAUAAAGUAGAGGUGCAGGAAGCGCGUGCGGCAAUGGCGGCGCGACUGCCGGCCGAACCUCACGCGGGCGCCGGCACCGUCGCGCUACUCAUACGGCUGCCCGGCGGCGAGCGACUCACGCGCCGGUUCACGCUCACACACACUACGCAGGAUUUGUACGAUUUCGUGUUCAGUCACCCACAAUCUCCCGAGGAGUUCGAGAUAACGACCAAUUUUCCUAAGCGGGUACUCGCGAGGGGCACGGCGAGUCUUUGCGACGCCGGCCUUAAAGACAGAGAUGUGCUGUUUGUGAACGACGUUAACGCUUAGACUCGUGAUGUCACAAAUGGACCUGCCUGUCAACUGUCAAUCAGUCUGACAACUGACAGCUUAUCGGUAUAAUAAUGUGGAGUCACCGAAACAACAGUUAAGUGGGCCCCGUAUAAUUUUAUUUAAAUCUGUGUAUGGGAUAUGAAUGCAUAGAAGCUACCGUGUUUUAAAACUGCCAAAUGUCGUUAUUUUGAUAUGAAGAGAAUUACUCAUUGUGUUGUAUUAAUUGUUGAGAAAUGCAGUUUUAUGUUAUUAAACAAUCAUGUCUUGUAACAUGAACUUUCUAGAAUUUAAGCGUACUCUCAUUAUGCGUAAAUCGCUUCAAAUACUGUAAUAUUGCAUGGACAACAGCUAAGGAGAGAUUUUCUAUCCAUAAUUGGUAUCUAACAAGUUCACAAUAUAGAUGAGUUUUCCAACUAAAAUUGUAGGUCAUUUAAAAUAAUCCUUCAUAGCCUAAUAGUGAAAUUUGGUUAGCACUAAACUUGGAUAAUAAUCCAGGCACUAUGCCUAAUCCAUUAAUGAUGUAAACCAAGUAGAAUCAUAGCAAUUCUACAUAGGUACCUAUAUGCUAAGCAUCUAACGUCAAGUCCCAGAUAUACUCAAAAUACAGCACCUACAUAUAAAUGUAUUUCAUUCCGAUAAUUGUGCAUCAAUUUGGCUCCUUUUUUCUUAUUAUUGUAAUGAUUUCUUUCGUACUGUUAAAAUUCUUUUUUAUAAUAUAAUUAAUGUCAUUGAUUUAAAAUGACUGAAAUUUAUACAAAAACUAUAUGAACAUAAUAAUUAGUCAUAAUUUAGCUUAUUUUACAUACAUUACUUUUAUCAUGGACAAAUAAUAUUGGCCCAUGCUUAUAUAAAAUUUUAUCAGAUGUUGAAAGUUUCGUUAUUUAUUUGGAAUGUUGGCAAAAUUUGUUUGAUUUUACUAGUUAUACAUCAGUCCUGUUCCUGUGCGGGCAAAAGAUAAAAAGACAGAUAUUGUUGGUUUUAUUUUUCAUUAUUUUUUUGUGGGUCCAUUCUAUACAGUGGAAUGAAAUGUGUGCUUUGCAUAUAAUUCUGUUCAGACAGCCACGGGUAAUGUUAUCAAAAUGCCAAUUUUCUCUUUGCUGUUUGAGCUUUACAUUGCUUGAUAUAAGAUUCAUAAUCGAUUGAAAAAUUGGCAUUUUUUCGUAACCUAAUGUGUCGCUGACUGUACAUAAAUACUAGUUUUAUUAGUUUUCCAUGUUGUUGUGUAGCUUGGGUCCACUUUAUUUAAGUGAUUCUACGUAAGUUGAUUGAUAUUUUGUAAGUAAAUUUAAAACAAACUGCUUGAAAUCGAGGAAUUUCCACAAUAGUAAUUGUGUGUGCUUUUUCGCGUCUGUCGCUGUUUCAUAGUGUCUAAUGGUUCCUUUCAUUAUCCUAUCCACAGUAAAAAAUAGUUUCAGUAGUGCACAAUUUUGUUUUUCAGCAUUCAUUAGGUAAUUUACUAUAGUCAUGGCACGCUAUGAUGACUGUUUUGUUUGACACAUAAUAGUGACGUGAAAAAUUAAUAUGAAUUUUUAUAUAAUGAAAUAAUGUUAAUUUGUAUUUUAACCAUUAUUAGUAGUAGUUAAUUAUAAUAAAAUAAUAAUACUAUCAUAAAUUUUAACUUACACUCAGCAUUCCCAUAUGCAGCGAUCAUAUUGUUAUGCCAUGAAUAACUUCACUAUCAUUAUAAUACUAUUUUUAUGAUAUACAUUUCACAGUGAUAAUAAUGUUAUUACAAUUAAUUAACUUAAGACAUUUGUAAAAUCUUAAAAUUUCCGACUGGUAAAUUGUAUGACUAAAUGCGUGUCACUAAUGGCAAUAACAAUAUAUAACAUUCUCAAACUAAUUUUUAAGAAACUUCGUUAGCGCAUAAACUUCAAAACGGCUAUCAUAGCGUGCUGCUAAGUGAUUAAGCUUAUAUGCUGACCAGAGUUGCUUAGAUAUAUAUAUUUGUUAUUGUUGGUUCUACACAAGCAAUAAACAGUGGAUAGGUAACUUUGAAUUACCGUUGUUUAUAAUAGUUACAGAAUUCAGGAAACUCGAUACAUAUAUUUCUUAUUUAGCACUAUGUGUGCAUUGAUAAAUGCUAUUUCGAGAUCAAAUAUGCACCGAGAAACAUUGUUUUGAUGAAUUCUUUUUUUAUUAUUAGGGUAUGGUUGGUUUUUUAAAAAAUGGUUGAGAGUUGCCAGUCACAAAUUAGGUACUGGUUUUGAUUAUUGUUUGGUAAAAUGACGUGCAAUAAGGUGUGAAGUAAAAUGUACCUAGUAGACGUGAGUUUCAAACGUGCUUGCGAGGGUGCAGUGAUUUGAGUUACGGACUGUACAAGCAUUUAAGUAUGUGUUACAAUGUAUUGUUGUAUAAUAAUAACGUUCCUUCCUUAUUCAUUUGUUUUAUUUAUAUAUAUUAGAAGGAGUAUUUGCAGCGAAGGAAGACUUAAGUUACAAGAUGUGGCCAUAUCUAAAUAUGCUACGGAUGAUGGCGGCGAAUGA